AUGCCUGAGGUGGCAGCUGUGGCUAAGCUUGGUGCUUCCUGCGAGGUGUCAAAGCAGUCACUGACUAAAAUCACCAAGAAGCAGCCCAUGAAGCAGAGGAAAUCUUACAAGCAGAACUAUUCCACUUACGCGUACAGGGGGCUGACCCGGGUCCACCUUUCCACCAGGAUCCCGUCUAAGGCCAUGAGUGUUAUGAAUUCCUUCGUUGUCAACGUUUUUGAGCGCAUCGCCUCCGAGGCCUCGCUCCUCAUUAACUACAACAUACGCCACACCACCUCUGCCAGGGAGAUCCAGAGCACCAGUAAAGCUGCUGUCAAAUUGGAAUUGGUGGCUGAAGCCAUGAAGAAAAGGAGCUGGAAAUUUAACCAGAGGAAAUUCAGAGCUUUAAAGGCCUUUAUGACUGGAAUUGGUGGCAUAUAUGCUACAUGGAUUGCUUAG
Carcharodon carcharias (great white shark) is the source of this 438-nucleotide messenger RNA. Its product is annotated as histone H2B-like. The record is from RefSeq and is a predicted model, not a curated record. The transcript is spliced from 2 exons. The coding region runs from base 1 to 438 and encodes 145 amino acids. NCBI's taxonomy places the organism in Eukaryota, Metazoa, Chordata, Chondrichthyes, Lamniformes, Lamnidae. Gene Ontology annotation, molecular function: protein heterodimerization activity; DNA binding; structural constituent of chromatin. Gene Ontology annotation, cellular component: nucleosome.